This is a messenger RNA of Nicotiana attenuata, 1230 nucleotides long. RefSeq lists its product as uncharacterized. The record is from RefSeq and is a predicted model, not a curated record. The transcript has 3 exons. Bases 1 to 1230 code for a protein of 409 amino acids. Lineage: Eukaryota; Viridiplantae; Streptophyta; Magnoliopsida; Solanales; Solanaceae.
AUGCCAGGUUCAGACCCCAAGGUGGCUGUUCAUCAUCUUGUUGUCAAACGAGGUGCUCGUCCUGUAAAGCAAGCACAAUGUCGCUUCAGACCUGAACUGGUUCCCUUGAUUGAAAUCGAAGUUAACAAGCUUAUUGAGGCUGGUUUUGUUCGUGAAGUUAAAUAUCCUACAUGGAUUUCAAGAAUCAUCCCUGAUGAAUUUCCUCUUCCUAUCCCAGAGCUCAUGAUUGAUGCAACAACUGGAUACGAGGCGAUGUCUUUCAUGGAUGGUUCAUCUGGAUAUAAUCAAAUUCGCAUGGCACCGAAGGACGAAGAACUUACUGCCUUUCGCGCCCCUAAAGGUAUAUACUGCUACAAGGUAAUGCCUUUUGGUUUGAAGAAUGCUGGUGCUACAUAUCAACGUCCCAUGCAAAAUAUUUUUGAUGGCAUGCUUCAUAAAAAUGUGGAGUGUUAUGUUGACGACUUGGUGGUAAAGUCAAGGAAGAAAGAUGGUCACUUGCAAGAUUUGAGGAUGGUAUUUGAACGACUUCGGAGAUACCAACUCAGAAUGAAUCCGUUGAAGUGCGCUUUUGGAGUUACUUCUGGGAAGUUCCUCGGUUUUAUUAUUCGACAUCGAGGUAUCGAAAUUGAUCAAGCUAAGGUGGAUGCUAUCUUGAAAAUGCCCGAGCCUAAAGAUAUUCAUGAAUUGAAAAGUUUGCAGGCACAGGAAAGGUCAGUAGGAGCGCUUCUCGCUCAAGGAAAUGAUGAAGGCAAAGAAAGUGCGCUUUAUUACUUGAGUAGGAUGAUGACGUCGAAUGAGCUCAAGUAUUCUCCUAUUGAGAAGUUAUGUUUGGCACUUGUCUUCUCUAUUCAAAAGCUAAAGCAUUACUUCCAAGCUCACGUUGUGCGACUCGUCUCAAGAGCGAACCCUAUCAAGUUCGUCAUGUCUAAACCAGUCCUAAGUGAUCGAUUAGCAAGGUGGUACCUCCAAUUUCAACAAUUUGAAAUUGUGUGUGUUCCUCAAAAGGCAGUAAAAGGACAAGCAUUAGCAGACUUCCUAGCUGACCAUCCGAUUCUAGAUGAUUGGGAGUUGUCUGAUGAAUUGCCUGAUGAAGAUGCAAUGGUCAUAGAAAUUCAGCCUCCUUGGAAGAUGUAUUUUGAUGGCGCUGCACAUCGUGAAGGAGCUGGCGCUGGAAUAGUAUUUAUCACUUCUCAAGGAGAAGAUUUUCCCUAUUCUUUCACUCUGAAAUAA